This is a messenger RNA of Acanthoscelides obtectus, 285 nucleotides long. The record is from the annotation of a GenBank genome assembly. NCBI's taxonomy places the organism in Eukaryota, Metazoa, Arthropoda, Insecta, Coleoptera, Chrysomelidae.
AUGUUGAAAGAAAUACGGGGCACAUCAGACGAACAGAAAAAACGGAAGAGGGGAAAGAAGUUUAAACCGGGGAAAGAAAUAGACACAAUAGCUAAACAGGCAGUUACACAGGAUGUACCCAAAGACAUGGGGGUUGAAUCUGAUGAUGACGAAUUGCCUUGUUCUGUGUCCGAAGGCAUGAAUAUCAGUGCUACAUCUGGUAUUAUCUCAAAAAUAAAAAGGUCCGCUCCUAAACAGCAUAAUAGCAAUAAAUAUUACGAAAAAGGCAGUAAGGAAUCGCGAUAA